CAGAGCGGAAAAUUUCCAUCCAAACGGUAAUCGUUUCUACUUGUUCAACUCAGGAAAAAAACCUCUGAUCAUGUUCCCGAAAAUGGCUUACGUUGCCAGAAUAGGUCCUAAAAAAGCAUCCGCUAUCGGAAAAUGGGCCUACAAUUGGGCCGGAUUCAACCAGUAUGGUCUAUACCGUGACGACUGCCUGGCCGAGGACCGCGAUGUGAGGGAAGCAGUUCGACGCCUGCCGGAGAAAUUGAAGGACGAGCGCAACUAUCGUUUCAUGCGAGCAUUGCACCUCUCGACGACGCAUACGGUCCUGCCGAAGGAGCAGUGGACCAAGUAUGAGGAGGACGUCAAGUAUCUGGAACCGUACCUGGAAGAGGUGAAGCGGGAGCGCAGAGAAAAAGAACAAUGGGAGACCAUGUAAUGUUAAAGCUAAAAUUUUGAGAUAA
This is a messenger RNA of Topomyia yanbarensis, 437 nucleotides long. Its product is annotated as cytochrome b-c1 complex subunit 7-like. The coding region runs from base 71 to 412 and encodes 113 amino acids. The transcript is spliced from 3 exons. The record is from RefSeq and is a predicted model, not a curated record. Gene Ontology annotation, biological process: mitochondrial electron transport, ubiquinol to cytochrome c. Lineage: Eukaryota; Metazoa; Arthropoda; Insecta; Diptera; Culicidae.